Messenger RNA from Rotaria sordida, 1945 nucleotides. Lineage: Eukaryota; Metazoa; Rotifera; Eurotatoria; Philodinida; Philodinidae. The record is from the annotation of a GenBank genome assembly.
AUGCAGGUGACAUCAUCUUCUGCCGCUUAUCUUUUACCAGGAUCAUCAUCAUCGAUAGGAGCUAAAGCAACACUUACUAAACAGACAUUACCAAAACCAUUACAAACAACAGGAUUAGCAACACUUCAUUCUGUUCAUCAUCAACUUCAACAUCCAUUUCAUCGAUCUUCGGUUUCUAAUCAACAAUUUUCGAGAAUACCACCUAACGGUGACACACAUCACUCAUUAACGGCUACUAAUACUAACAAUAGUACUUCACUAUUGAUGACAAAUAAUAAUCAUAAUACUAAUAACAACACGUCAUGUGUGUUGACAACUCAUAAUGGUGAUGACGGUAGUGGUUCUGGCGGACAUAGUCUUUCACAAAGUAUGGAAUCGAUUAAUAAUAUUGGUUUAACAGAUGAUGAGGUAAGCGAAAAAGAAAUGCAAGGAAUUUACUGUAGACAUAUGAUUAGAUUCAUAUCUUUGCAUUAGUAACAAUAAGAAGAUUACCACCUGGCAUAGUUCGAUCUCUAAUUGUUCCGUCUUAUUUGUUUAUCUUGUUUCUCUGUCUUUCUAUACAUUCUUCUGUUUUUUUUCUUCUCUGUCUUAUCGAUUUUUCUUUUGUAUAUGCCUAUACACAUGACAAGAUCCUAAUAGUUGAUUGUUCUGAUCGAUUCAGCAAAAUAACAGUAACAUUUUUCUUCUUCUUAUUAUUACUAUGAAAAUAGAAGUCUAUCAAGCUUGUUGUCGAUCGUCGUCGUUAUCAAUUGUUUCGAAUAAAGUGACAUUGUUCGGACAUUUUUUUUCGCUCGGAGAGAAUUAACUUUGUUAGUUUCCACUUCAGAAUUAUAGAUAUUCUAAUCAAUGAGUCAUCAUCGUUGUUCGCCAGAUUGUAUAAUCAAUUUAUGAACAAAGACAAUUAUGAUCGAUCUAGGUAGUAAAUAAUUCUUUUUUCUUUUGCUCAUUUGAAUCAGUAAAAAGAAAAAGAAAAAGAAAAAGAACAAUCAAAGAGAAUAUAAACAAUGUUUAAACAUAUGUAUAAACUUUCCAAAGAAGAGAUUUUGUUAAUUUCUUUUUUUUUUUUAUCGUCUUAGUUGUUUAAUACUUUCUUAUUUCUUCUUUUUUUACAUGUUAUUGAUUCUUCUUUAUCGUAUUCAUAUAUAUUUCUUAUUGAUUGUCAGAGAACGAUGCAGAUGUUGCCAAUGUUAACCUGUGCACCUACGAGCAAGUAAAGGGAGAAGGGACGCAGGACAUUGACCUUUUUCCUUUAUAUGACUUGUUCAUUGUAGAAGAAACCUUUGUCUAUGUCAAUAUAUAUACAUAUAUAUGUCUGAUUCUUAUAAUCAAAGAAAAAAUUGUCAAAGAUCGAUGUGUAUGCCUACGAGAAAGCUCACGCACGAAUGAUGAUCUACAUGGGUCGUCGACGCUCUCUGCUUAUUACAUUUCUAAGUAUGUGGCAAGCAUAUGCAGUUAAUAGGCUGAAAGACGAAGAUCCGACCGACCAUAUACUAAUUGCUAGCACGCACAGCUGUUCUUUGUAGCGAUUGAAUAAACGAAAGAAAGGAUAGAAGUAAGACGUGAUGAGUGAUAAAGAUGCAUUUUCUUAUAGAAGGAAAUCGAUUUUCCACUUGUCCCUCAGGCAAUUCACACGUACAUCUACGUCAUUUUUUUACUCAUCAUCAUUAUUAUUAUUACACGAGAGAAUUAUUUAUUGCAAACAUAUCAAAUCGAUGAAAAAUAAGAGUUACAUUGAUAUAAGAAAGAAAUAAAAAUUUGAAGGUUUUCUUUUUUUUUUCUUCUUUCGCCCGGAAGACAGCAAUUUGCUUGGAUAUUAUAAUAAUGAUCACACUUUUGACUUAUUCUAUUCUUUCUUUGACACUCGCAAAGAAAGUAGUUGUAGAAAGAAGGCGAAGAAGAAAAAAAAAGAAACAUUAGUCUUAUUGAAAAAAAUAUACAGACAAUU